GGGUGUACAUUCAAAAAUUGCGUUGUCGUUAGACAUCAUCGUUGUGCGUGCGGUGACCAACAUUACGAAAAAUCAAAUUAUACUUUUCAAUUGUUAUUUUAAUUAACAUUUUUAUUUAUUUUGUUAAUAAUCCAUCGUUAUCAAUUAAUUAUCACAAUUUUUAUGGCUAUGAAAGAAUUCUUUUCGUUUUAAUAACUUUUGACUCAGACUGUAUUCCUCGUCAUUAAUUGUUGGUGAAAUUCUGACAAGAUACCGGUGAUUAUGUUAUGAGUGUACUAUCGCAGGAAAAAACAACGGACAUAUUUUAUUUAUCACUUAUAAAAUAAAAUGCCAAAUAGUGUAAAAGAUGAUUCAGAACCAGAAGGAGAUGAAAUGUCUCAUGUCAGUAAUGAUAGUAAUGCUUCCACAUCAUCUACUGAAAGUAGUGAAGAACAUUCAGAUAGUGAUGAUUCUUCUGAUAUGGAUGAAGAAGAAUGUGAAAAACGCAGAGCUGAAUGUGUCGAAAAUAUGGAAGAUUUGGAAAAGCAAUUUCACUUACUCAGAGAAAAAGUAUACGAAGAAAAAAUAGCUCAAAUAGAAAAAAGUUUGAUUGAAAUCAGAGGAGAAAGAUCUGAAGAGUACUUAAAACAUGUUGAACGUCUUCGAGAAAUUAUGCGAACAAAAGAAGCAGUUGCUGAGGUACUGAAAAAAUAUAGAUUAGAAAAUAUUAGACAUUUAUUUUCAUCUGAAGAAUUAGCAGCAUCUCAAAAUUUAAAUAGUGAGAAAGGACUUUUACGAGACGAUAUUCAAGAAGAACUACAAGAAAAAAUUCGCGUAUUAGAAGAAGACAGAAAAAAUAGUGACUUAAAUACAGAUCUUUGGAUUUUAUCUAAUGGAAGAAGACGUAAAAGGUCUCAAAGAAGAAAGGCUGUGACCGUACAUGGACCUUACAUUGUAUACAUGUUAAACGAGACAGAUAUUUUAGAAGAUUGGGCAUUAAUAAAAAAAAGUUUAACUUCUUUCAAGACAGAAAUUAUGUAACUAAGAUUCAAUUUACUAAUUUAAUAUAGAUUUGUAAUUUUCGUUUGAACCAUUAGCUUAUAUUUAUAAUAUAUUUCGAAAAAAUUUUGAAAUAUGAUUAGUAUUUUAUGUAAAACAAACGUUUUCUAAAUAGAGCAGAACCUUAUGUUAUAAUAGAUAUUUUCUCUAAGGCUUAAAACUAAAUAGUAUUUCGUAAUUUUUGGUGAAUAGAGCAGAAUUUUGGUUGAUAAUAUAGUAAUUUAUGGAUGUUAAAUAAAGUAAUCUAUCAUUAUAGAUGAUAUGAAAUUUAUUAACAAUGCUCAUAGUACGUAAAUUUAAAUUUUUAAGCAAUGAAAUUUGUAAGCAAAAAAAACAUAAAGACGAUUCAUAAAAUAAUUUACAAGUUUGCAUGUAGAUUUGCAUUUAUUUCUAAUAUUUCCAAAAAUGAAUGUAAUAUAAUAAAUUUUAAUUUUGAAAUUGGAUAAGAAAAAUGAAAAUAAAUAAAAAUAAAACUAGAUAGGAUAGAUAGGAUUAUGAUGGUUAUUUUAUUAAUAAUAAUCAAUUACUCAACAUUGCAAAAAAACGAGAAACUUGUACACAAGACAAAAAUUAUAAGAGUAUUGUUACAUAAUACUCGUUUUCAUUAAAAUAUAUGUUCAAGUUGUAAAUAUUGCGAUAAAGCUUUUUAGAAGUAGUUUUUUACCAUGGCGAAAAUUUAUCAAAACACUGUCAUCCCCUAUAAAUUUUAAUAUUAAUUUUUAUACUUAUAGUUUUAGAGGGAAAUUAAUAUAUUUUGAAGGUAGAUAGUACAUUUGUGUGUGUGUGUGUGUGUGUUCAUGUGGAGUGCCAUCCACUCCGGUACAAUACCUCGUGAUAUUUAAACAAUUACUAAUUUGCGUUUUUAUCAGUAGUGAAAUAUAUUUAAGAACUAUACAUGUAUUGAUUAAUAUAUGUACCUCCUUUUAAGGUGCAUCAAUCUGCAUAACUUUGAUCAUUGUUAUCGUGCCUUCAUCUCUAUUAUUUUUCAAAAGAGAGUUUUUCUGUUAGAGAAUUGAGAAAAACUAUUCAAGUUUCAAUAUCGGUAAAAAAAAAAUUAUUCCAUUAUGAUGAAGUAUAAAAACUUUGCUUUUGCAAUUUUCCAAUUGAGCGUACAUUCGUUUUCUUCAAAGUGAUUUCUUUUUCUCUAAGACAUAUUUGUCAGCUAUAUUUAAAUGUUUCUAAAUAUAACGACGAGUUUCGUAUGUUUUGUAAAGAUUCUUUCGGAUUUUAUAACCUUCUUGUAACAAUUGUUAAAGUAUUGAAAUUAUUCUUCACGUUUCUUCUUGUGCUAUUUUUCGAAUAAA
Molecule: messenger RNA, 2342 nt
Organism: Phymastichus coffea
Lineage: Eukaryota; Metazoa; Arthropoda; Insecta; Hymenoptera; Eulophidae
Gene: Brms1
Product: breast cancer metastasis-suppressor 1-like protein
Exons: 3
Coding region: 328-1020 (230 amino acids)
Biological process (GO): negative regulation of transcription by RNA polymerase II
Cellular component (GO): Sin3-type complex
Molecular function (GO): histone deacetylase binding
Source: RefSeq, a predicted model, not a curated record